AUGGCUCAAGAAUAUAAAUUACCGUUCGACCUCGACAACCCCGAUCUGCUUCACUUCGAUUCCUUUGUCGGCGGCUCUUGGGUCACAGCGAAGAGUGGAAAACGGUUUGAGGUUGUCGACCCUGGUACCGAUAUUCCCUGGGCGUCCUGUCCUUCGAACUCCGCCGAAGAUGUCGAUUCCGCUGUGCAAGUGGCACACGAUGCAUUUGAGAAGUUCAAAAAAGUUAACCCUCGUCAACGUGCACAGUGGCUUCUGAAAUGGGACACCCUUAUCCGCGAGGCUAGGACGGACCUGGCCAAGAUCCUCACCCAUGAGACAGGGAAGCCAAUAGCCGAAUCUUAUGGCGAAAUUGACUACGCGACUGGCUUUACCUGGUGGUUCGCUGGCGAAGCAGAGCGUAUCCAAGGGACUAUCGCUGUGCCCGCCGCGCCGAACCGCCGUGUCUUCACUGUGAAACAACCAGUUGGUGUUGCCGCUGCCCUCGUUCCUUGGAAUUUCCCAAUCGCCAUGGUUCUGCGGAAAGCUGGUGCGGCCUUUGCCGCUGGUUGCACGAUGAUCGUUAAGCCCAGCCCAGAAACCCCAUUGACGGCCUUAGUAUUGGCACACCUUGCACAAAAAGCAGGAUUCCCUGCUGGUGUUUUCAACGUGCUUACAACGGACUUGGAAAAUACCCCGCCACUUAGCGAGGCGCUGUGUAAGCAUCCGCUAGUGAAGAAGGUUACUUUUACUGGGUCAACGAGGGUUGGCAAGCUUAUCGCGUCACACUGUGCUCAUGGUCUGAAGAAGGUAGCACUUGAGCUGGGUGGAAACUGUCCAUUCCUGGUGUUCGACGAUGCGAACAUUGACCAGGCACUGGAUCAGCUUAUGGCGCUCAAAUGGCGUCACGCUGGCCAGGCAUGCAUUACGGCCAACAGAGUGUACGUACAGGCAGGAAUUUACGAGAGAUUUGCGCAGUUGCUCAGGGAGCGGACUGCCAAGCUAGUGGUCGGACAUGGUGCUCGCGACGGUACCACCAUGGGACCUCUCACUACCCCGCGCAGCAUCGAUAAGGCUAUCAGCCAGGUUGAAGAUGCGCAACGCCUCGGAGCGGAAGUUAUUCUUGGUGGCAAGAAGGUCGAAGGCACAGAGGGAUACUUCUUUGAGCCGACCAUUUUGAAGAAUAUGACCAAGGAGAUGCUGGUGUCGCGUGAAGAGACAUUUGCUCCUAUUGCUGCUUUGUAUCGCUUCGAGACGGAGGAUGAGGCCGUCCAGCUGGCCAACGACACUAGCAUGGGGCUGGCCAGUUAUGCCUUUACCAAGAACAUCGACCGUAUGUGGAGGCUGCUGGAGAAUUUGGAGGCGGGCAUGAUUGGUAUGAACACAGGUAACUCCUCUGCGGCUGAGUCGCCCUUUGGAGGUAUCAAGGAGUCUGGAUAUGGCAAAGAGAGCGGAAAGGAAGUGGCUGUGAACGAGUAUUUGGUGACCAAGACAGGGACGCUUACGAUUGAGGGGCAGUACUAG
This is a messenger RNA of Aspergillus calidoustus, 1500 nucleotides long. The record is from the annotation of a GenBank genome assembly. Lineage: Eukaryota; Fungi; Ascomycota; Eurotiomycetes; Eurotiales; Aspergillaceae.